Messenger RNA from Anopheles funestus (African malaria mosquito), 3878 nucleotides. RefSeq names its product sodium/hydrogen exchanger 8 (gene Nhe1). Bases 243 to 2309 code for a protein of 688 amino acids. Gene Ontology annotation, molecular function: sodium:proton antiporter activity. Gene Ontology annotation, biological process: regulation of pH; sodium ion transport; proton transmembrane transport. Lineage: Eukaryota; Metazoa; Arthropoda; Insecta; Diptera; Culicidae. The record is from RefSeq and is a predicted model, not a curated record. Gene Ontology annotation, cellular component: Golgi apparatus; membrane. The transcript has 2 exons.
UCCCACUUCCCGCAUCCGAUUCGUUCUCUUCCUUCUCUUGUCGAGUGUUUUGUGUCCGUGUUUCGGUGGAAAACAUUUCAAACUCAAACACAAAUCUAGUCACCGACGACGACAACGAUGCAAUGGACCAUCUAACCCGUGAACGUUCGACGCGCGUGAUAACGUAAGGCCAAAGAAAAUCGAAAACAAACCCUCGUAGGCCAAUUAUUGGAUCUUAUUGGCACCACUAAACCAGUAGUGCUAUGACUCAAUCCCUCAAGGACACGAUGAAGUCGGCCGGAAUCUACUUUCUAGUGAUUUGUGCGUUCCUGUUUACCUCGUUCUACAAUGUUGCAUCUGACGUGGCCAUCCAGCGACCUGCGGCUCCAUCGCCAGGAGUGUCCGUAACAACCGCAGCAGUGGUAUUAGCAACCCAUUCGAAUGCAUCGUCUCCGACUGUUGCAACCGGCAGUACAGUCGGUGUGGUACCAUCUGUCUCACCCGCUCCGGCCCCGUCUACGGUUAAAGAGAAUGGCACUGCGGUAAACACUGCAUCAACCCUGGUAGCGACUGCCACUGCGACAAGCACUACUGGCGCCAACAGCAGUACGUCCGUUACCAUGUCGCCCGAAAAAAGUGCUGUGGAGCAGGAACACUACAGCUCGAUGUCGAUAUUUUUCGUCCUGUGCGUAAUUGCGCUUGGUAUACUGUUGAUUCACAUGAUGCUGCAGACAGGCUUCCAGUACCUGCCGGAAAGUAUUGUGGUCGUAUUUUUGGGCGCACUGAUCGGAUUAAUCCUGAACGUAUCCUCCGUAAAGCAUAUUGCCAACUGGGAGCGUGAGGAAGUGUUUUCACCGACCGCCUUUUUUCUGGUGCUGUUGCCUCCGAUCAUUUUCGAAUCGGGGUACAAUUUGCAUAAAGGCAACUUCUUCCAGAACAUUGGAUCGAUUCUGGUGUUUGCCAUCAUUGGAACGACCAUUUCGGCCCUAGUAAUUGGUUCCGGUGUGUAUUUACUCGGUCUGGCGGAAGUUGCCUAUCGGUUGAACUUUGUCGAAUCGUUCGCCUUUGGGUCGCUUAUUUCCGCAGUCGAUCCUGUGGCUACGGUGGCGAUCUUUCAUGCACUGAAUGUGGACCCCGUAUUGAACAUGUUGGUGUUCGGUGAGUCUAUCCUAAACGAUGCCAUUUCAAUCGUGCUUACCACAACCGUAAUGCCGAUGGUUUCGGAUUCCGGCACCAAUGCCAGCACGGGAGAAUCAAUCUUCUCCGCCCUCAACACCUUCUGCAUGAUGUUCUUCGCAUCGGCCGGCAUUGGCGUUGUGUUUGCACUGAUGAGCGCGCUGCUGCUGAAACACAUCGAUCUACGCAAGCAUCCUUCGCUCGAGUUUGGCCUCAUGCUGGUAUUCACCUACGCACCGUACGUACUGGCCGAAGGUAUUCAUCUGUCCGGCAUUAUGGCAAUUUUGUUUUGCGGUAUUGUGAUGUCACACUACACCCAUUUCAACCUGUCGACGGUGACACAAAUAACGAUGCAGCAGACAAUGCGAACCCUUGCCUUCAUCGCUGAAACGUGUGUCUUCGCGUACCUCGGGCUGGCCAUAUUCUCCUUCAAGCAUCGCUGCGAGCUAUCGUUCGUGAUCUGGGCGAUCGUGCUCUGUCUUAUAGGGCGCGCUUGCAACAUCUUCCCGCUGGCCUGGCUGGUGAACCGAUUCCGUGAGCACAAGAUUACCAACCGUAUGGCUUUCAUCAUGUGGUUCUCCGGGCUACGUGGAGCAAUUUCGUAUGCGCUUUCGCUGCAUAUGCAAUUUUCUACUGAAGAAUCCCGGCACGUCGUUAUCACGACCACACUCAUUAUCGUGCUGUUCACAACGUUAUUCUUUGGCGGUUCCACGAUGCCGCUGAUGAAGUACCUGCAGGGCGGAAAGAAGGUAAAGCGAACAUCACGAGCGGGCCGUGCCGGGCGGAAACGGAAAGAGAAGGCACUGUCGUUGAGUAAAACACGCGAAUGGGGUCAGGCGAUUGAUUCGGAACACCUGUCCGAGUUAACCGAGGAGGAAGAAGUCAGUUUUACACAGUCCCGAAUCGGAGGAUUUACACGAUGGGAUCGAAAAUUCUUUACACCUUUCUUUACGCGCCGUUUUACGCAUCAGGAACUUCAUGAUUGUAAGAGCCAAAUGGCGGAUUUGACCAACAAAUGGUACCAGGCAAUAAGAAUAUCUCCGGAUGAUCCGGAUGAGGAAGAUGAUGAUGAUCCGGAUGCUGAUGCAAUAUCGGAACGAUCCACUACAAACAUCGUAUUUCCUGGACCAAGCAGUCGCAGUGGAAAAUCCUGAUCCACUGAUAUGCCCGGGCACGCAAUACGCUCCCUGCCGGAUCCUACGUCACCGACAUCGUCCGUAGCGGAUCCGCCUGUCAGCAAGGAUGCCGCAGUUGAUUGCCUUCCCGGGAACGAUGGCCUGUACGAUACGUCACCCUUGCGUACGGUCGAUUUCCUGUAAAUGGUUUAAUCCACAAGCAGCCUUUAACCGUACCCAAACACGUGGAAAGCAAAACAAAACGUGUCCAAUAUAAAUAUGGUGCAGCCACAUCUCAUCGGCUAGUGACAGACAUAAUGAACAACCCGACGAUGGCGUGGCGUAUUGGCUGGUGCUUCGUACACGAACAGGAAAGGAACGUUUUAGCUAUCUUAUAAACAAAUUAAUUGUACGUAAAUGAAUAAUUGGGUGAUAAUUCGCUAGUCAAAUGCAGGGAAUAGGGAAUGUUAAACAAACAAUGGGAACAUUUUCAAGCGUGGGGUGGUUUUUUUUCUUGAUAUCGGCCGGCAUUGAAUGCGGGUUACAGCUAGAUUUUGUAAUAGACAAUUUCAACAUAGCCAUACACGUAGCUGUUACUAUGACAUAACUAUUCACCCAGUAAAGAAUCUUACCAACGGUACAUACGAAUCUAGUAUAGGUAUCCAGAUAUAGAUAGGGCAAUAAUCAAGGAGUAUUGCAUCACAUUACUACAAACAUAAAUAUUGAAAGCUCUUUUAUAGCGUAAUAUAUAACAGAAACAAGUUAACGCACAGCAAGCAUUAUUAUGUUGAGAAUAUACAAAAUUGUCGCUUACAUUUACGCCUGCAAACUACAAAAAAUUGUGAGAUGCAGCGAUUGUCCACAGUGCACGUGUCGUUAGUGUGAGCAUAGCAUAACCUUGCCAGAAUCUACCCUAAACUCCGCUCCAUCGUAAUAUUUAGAGUCAGCGCAUCGGUUUAGGUUUUUCCGCCCUUCUUCUAAGUCUCUUUUCCAGUGGUACCAAAGGGAGGCGUUGGUUUGCUUGUAUUUUUUUUUGUUCAUUUCUGUACGGAAUUGUUUGUGUCUCUAAGCUAUCGUUACAAUAAACAAAACUGUUUCGCAAGUGGUUGCAGCAGUAACAGCAACUACAUCAUGCGGCUCAAAGACGUUUCAUUUGAAUCCCGUGGUUCAACUAUUGGAGAGGUACUUCGUUGGCAAUAAUUGCUACCUUGCCUUCCUAGAUAAGAUAAGGCCCGGGAGCGCCAGGUUACUUGGUGUAACACGACACGCCACCUUGUGAUUGUGGGUAAUCUAAUGUGUAGCCCCCCGGGGGUCUAUGUUAUGAAAAUGGAACGAGUAUUUAGUAUUGGCGUAAAACACAAAAAGCCCGGCCUAUUAAAAUAAACUUUUGCUACUGGGUAUUACUUGAGCUUCAUAUAGUCCCGAUUAUUAUCUUGUAACAUUGUAAUUUAAAUUGCAGUUUAUAUUAAAACCAGAUUUUAAAGUAUACCGUCUACAAGUGAAAGCAACUAGUAAACUUAUGGUUAAAAUCAACAACCAUUCAGAGAAACCAGCCCAAUUUGUUUAACAUAAAUUUAACAAACAAAAUAAACUAAAUUUUGAAAUCAA